GUGGCCGCGUCCGACGCUGUAUAUAAAGCCCACGUCCUUCCCGCCAUUAGGCACCGCAAUGAUCAACACCGCAUAAAGAAAAACUUCGUGCAGCAGCUCAUAAAUGGAUCGCCAGAGCUUGCGAGUCGGUGGCGCCGGCGACGCGCAGGAGUUCUGCUACGUCGGCAGCCGGCAGCCCGACGUCGCCUGCGGGGCCUUCCUGAUGGAGCUGCUGGAGGACACGCCGGCGGCCGCCGACCAGGCGCCAGAGGCCGCCGAGGACCGGCUGAGGCGCGUCAUGCGGUCCCUCGAAGCCGAGCUCGGCGUCGCAGCGGCGCCGGCGCCCGCUGCGGCGGAGGACGGCGAGAGCACAGCGGACGGGCCGAUGAGCGACUACGACGACGGGGAGCUGGAGGAGAUGCUGUCGGAGCUGGGCGGUAGCCUGGGGGCCGAGGCGCCGUCGUUGGCCGCCGUGCUGCCGUUGGAGUACUGGGAGGAGGUGCCGCCGGUGAUGGGCAGCGACAUGGGCGGCUGGUACGUCGACGGCGAGGGCUUCGUGGCAGGGUACGAGUUCAGGGAACCAUCCUACUACACCUAUGGUGAGGUCUCCGCCGUUGAGCAGGUGUACAGCCCCCUGUGCCUGUGGGAGUGAGCGUUGAAAUAUGCGCGUGAAAAAGAGGUUGUGAACUGAAACUUAUGAAAGACAAAUUGAGCUGUGCACUUGUUCUUACUC
Molecule: messenger RNA, 712 nt
Organism: Triticum urartu
Lineage: Eukaryota; Viridiplantae; Streptophyta; Magnoliopsida; Poales; Poaceae
Source: RefSeq, a predicted model, not a curated record